AUGCCAGAGAAGGAAACAGAAAACGUUAUCUGUCAGGAUGGAGUACUCGAUGCCAAUGCCAACGGUGGAGCCAAAGAUAUGGGAGAACUUGAAAGUGGCCAUACCCAAGGAGAAAGAGGAGGAGAGGAAGAAGCGGCGAUCUAUUCAGCUUUCAAGCCAGGAACCAAGAUUUUUAUAUUGGUGAUGGCUACAUUUUCAUCCUUAUUCUCCCCUAUGUCGACAACAGUUUACUUGCCGGCCCUGACCCCCAUUUCAGCCGAUCUGAAAGUCUCGACUAACCUUAUCAAUUUGACACUGACCACCUACAUGGUCUUCCAGGCCCUCUCCCCCACAUUUUUUGGAGACUUUGCAGACACAAGCGGGCGCAGGCCUGCAUACAUUACCACUUUUGCAGUUUAUCUAGCUGCCAACAUUGGCCUAGCGCUGCAGAACAGUUAUCCAGCACUUCUAGUGCUUCGGUGCCUGCAGAGUGCAGGAAGUAGCGCGACCAUUGCUAUCACGAUGGGCGUGAUGGCAGACAUUGCAACUGUCUCCGAGAGGGGGAGGUAUGUAGGCAUGGUUUUGACGGGAACUUUGGUUGGUCCAGCUAUAGGCCCUGUACUAGGUGGUGUACUUGUGCAGUACCUUGGAUGGCGAUCAACCUUCUGGUUUCUGGCAAUUGGAGCCGGAGUGUUUCUGGUGCCGUAUGUGCUUUUUGUGCCGGAGACAUGCCGGAAUGUGGUGGGCGAUGGCUCUGUGCAACCGCCGUGGUGGUGGAGCCGCACACUGAUGGAUAUAUGGAAAGGCAAAAAGGCCCGGCCGAGCAAGGUGGAAUGGGAAGCAUCUCUGGCAGACCAAGGGAUCAAGAGGAGGACGUCUAGCUUUCCUAACCCGCUGCAGUGUGCAAGAUUGGCGCUAGAAAAGGACAUCGGACUGAUCCUAGGGGUCACGGCGGUGUUGUACGGGGCGUUUUACAUCAUGUUGGCUUCUGUCCCAUCCCUCUUCAAAGAGAUAUAUGGUUUCAACGAGUUCCAGGUUGGACUCUGCUACUUGCCAAGCGCAGCUGGGGGGAUAGCAUCAAGCUUCAGCAUUGGCCACCUUCUAGAUUGGAAGUUCCGGCGCAUCGCUACGAGCCUUGGCCUGCCUGUGGACCGCAAACGAGCCCAAAGCCUGAAGGAAUUCCCCAUCGAACGGGCCCGGAUUUCGCUCAUGCUCCCACUCCUCUACGCCGGCAUGGCCACGAUGGUUGGGUACGGUUGGGCUCUUGAGCAGAAGGCGAUGCUUGCUGGACCACUGAUACUGCAGUUUGUGACGGGCUUCUGCACCGGUAGUGCCUUUACAGCAAUGAGCACGCUGCUGGUGGACCUGUACCCGUUCAACCCGUCGGCGGUGACAGCAGCAAGCAACCUGACCCGUUGCCUAGUGGGAGCGGGGGCAACGGCAUCGUUCAACCCUCUGAUCGAGCGGAUUGGAAUAGGCUGGUGCUUCACGGUGUGGUGUCUGUUGACUGUGGGGGUUUCUCCAGGUCUCUGGGUAGUUAUCCGAUGGGGUCCGGCAUGGAGGGAGCGGCGGCGGCGGCGGCAACAGCAGCAGCAGCAGGCGUAA
Trichophyton benhamiae CBS 112371 is the source of this 1584-nucleotide messenger RNA. Its product is annotated as MFS transporter, putative. The coding region runs from base 1 to 1584 and encodes 527 amino acids. NCBI's taxonomy places the organism in Eukaryota, Fungi, Ascomycota, Eurotiomycetes, Onygenales, Arthrodermataceae. The transcript has 2 exons. Gene Ontology annotation, biological process: transmembrane transport. The record is from RefSeq and is a predicted model, not a curated record. Gene Ontology annotation, molecular function: transmembrane transporter activity.